Ipomoea nil (Japanese morning glory) is the source of this 2015-nucleotide messenger RNA. Its product is annotated as translation initiation factor IF-2-like. Bases 352 to 1767 code for a protein of 471 amino acids. The record is from RefSeq and is a predicted model, not a curated record. The transcript is spliced from 5 exons. Lineage: Eukaryota; Viridiplantae; Streptophyta; Magnoliopsida; Solanales; Convolvulaceae.
CCAAACCCCUAAUCCCAGAAAUUCUGCCAUUCAUAAUUCAUUCCCUAAUCGUCGGUUCUCCGGUUUGCUUCUCCUUCUGCAGUUCUGCUUUUCCGGUCUCCGCGACGCACGACGUUCUCCAGUUCUCCGGUCUCUUUGCUCGACGGUUCUCCGGUUUUGCCCGACGCAGUGACGCACGACGAUCCUCCGGCCUCUCUCUAUAGCCUCGUCCCAGACGCCCCUCAGCCAAUCACUGUAAGGGGCAAAUGGCUACUGGCAAGCAAAUAUAUGUUAUAUUAUAGGGAGAUACCCUAGCUUCAGCAAAUUUCCCAAAAGAAUCCGCUUGUGUAUGCAACGAAUUGGGAUUUAGACAUGAGACACAGCUGGGGAAAGCUUCCACGCUGCUACACAAUCUCCGCCCGGCAAUCUUUCAUUUCUUCCUCAUUCUCAACUUCCUCUGGCGGCGGCGGCGGAUGGGGCCGAGGUCGUGGAGGUGGUGGAUUUGGCUCCGACAACUCCCCCAUCUUUGGAUUUACUCCUAACAAUGAUGCGAAGGAUGAUAAGUCAGCUGCUGCCCCACAGCCACCGAGUGGAAUUGGGCACGGCCGUGGAAGCGGUAAGCCCUUCCCCUCCUCCUUCUCCUCCUCAGAUCAGUUUGUGGCGGAUAAUGCUUCUGCCGCCGCCCCCGCUGGCCGCGGCCGAGGUGUUCCCGGACCAAUUUCUGUUCCAUCACCAUCCCAACAGCGGAUGUCACUGCAACAACCGCAACAUAAGUUCUUCGUGGCAGGAGAAGAGUCUUCGGAUUCCCAAACCAAAGCGUCUGCGGAUUCCAGUCUCCCUUCGAGUAUCCUUUCUGUGCUAUCCGGUGCUGGGCGUGGAAAGCCCACAGUAACACCUCCUGUUUCAGAAAAACCUAAGGAAGAAAACCGGCAUCUAAGGGUGAGGAAAACUCCUCAAGCUGAAUCUAGCAAGCCUCCCAGCCCGAGAUUGAGUAGGGAGGAAGCAGUUAAAAAGGCAGUUGGGAUACUGUCUAGAGGUGAUGAUGAUGGUGGGGGGGGAAGAGGGGCAAUGGCUCCACGGGGUGGACGCGGGUUCAGUGCACGAGGGAGAGGGGGAAGAGGAAGGGGGGAAGGAGGGGGAAGAGGAAGAGGAAGAAUGGGAAGGGGAGAAGGUAUACAUCAAGAUAGUGGUGAUGAAUAUGGUGAUGUCUUUGAAGUUGGUGAUGAUGCUGCUGCUGAGAAAUUGGCUCAAGAGGUUGGUCCUGAAAUCGCGAAUCAAUUGGCUGAAGGCAUUGAAGAGAUGGGUCCUAGGGUAUUCCCAUCUCUGAUUGAGGAUGCUUAUCUCGAUGCACUUGAUACCAACCUAAAGAUUGAAUGUGAAGAAGAGUACAUGAUGGGGGAGUUUGACAUGAAUCCUGAUAUUGACGAGAAACCUCCAAUUCCUCUUCGUGAUGCUCUUGAGAAGAUGAAACCAUUCCUUAUGGUGUAUGAAGGAAUCGAAAGCCAAGAAGAGUGGGAGGAAGUCAUGCAAGAAACCAUGGAGGUGAGGCUCCCCAUUAUUAAAGAGAUUGUUGAUCACUACAGUGGCCCUGACAGAGUAACAGCAAAGCAGCAGCACGAGGAGUUGAACAGAGUUGCAGCAACUCUCCCACAAAGUGCACCCACUUCUGUGAAGCUGUUCACGGAGCGUGCUGUUCAGUCACUGCAGAGCAAUCCAAGUUGGGGAUUCCACAAAAAAUGCCAGUUCAUGGAUAAGCUUGUGUACCAGGUUUCCCAGCAAUACAAGUGAACACGCGAGAACACUCGUAACCUUAUGAGUUCCGAAUUCUUAUAAAGAUCAUAAGGUGAACCUCGGUUAAACAUGCCAAGACAAGUCUUGCAUUUUCUGGCAGAGUGAAUGCUGCUUCAUUUUUAUGUUACCUCGAGCAAACACCAUAACUUUUAUAACAAGCUUUCUUUCCCGUUCAAAGCGAUGGAAUUGAAUAUAUACAUAAUACAGUUUUCAGCUGAAUCUUUUCAACUGUUUUGUUGUUUCCA